GGAUGGAUAUGGCUGAUUAAAAAAACUGAAUAAUUCCUGUGUGUUAUACAUGUUAUCAAAGAGUUAUAAAAGAAGAGCAAACGAACAUAAGAUUAUGUUAAAGAAAUAAUAAUUCGAUUACCUACUUGAAAUCAUUAACAGUACAAUAUAAAAAAAAAACAAAUUCAUAUUUUGAAGAAUAUUCAGAACGCACUUCCUUAGGCCAAGAGCACAAGUUUAUUGAAUCAAUACGAAGCCUUUUGACGUCCCGCCUCCCGCUUCCACUUGCGCGCGCUGUUCCGACGUCUUCUGUCACGUUCGAGUUAGUUCGACACUGACGUCCAUCAUAAUAAUUACGUCUUUUCUUUCUGAAAGUCGCUCACUCGGUAUACAAAUUAAUAAAUCAUCAAUCAUGAUUGAUCCUUGCAUUCUUGAUAUAACAUUAGAAUUUUUAUCGGUUGCUUUUCAUAGUAUCUUGUAUUACGCAUCAGUGUACCCAAAGAGCAUCUUCGAAACUCGUAAGAAAUAUAAUAUUAUCGUUUACCGAUCGGUUCACCCACAGGUGAAUGAAUACAUUGAUACAACCCUCAAGAAGAUUGAACAAUGUUUCAUAGAAGAUCGGCUGGAUUGUGUGCAGUUUGCUGUUCUAGAUGCAAAUUUCAAGACCAUUUUUACAUAUGUUUUUCAAUUUGGAAACCUUUCCGACCCGAACGAGCCAAUAGACCCAUAUUUGGUGCAAUGUGAGAUGAAUUUGCGAGCAUUUUGUUUGAAACUGUCUUCCCUGAAGUGUUUCUUCAACGAUAUGCCCCAGAGCUCGAGUUUCUCCAUCAAUAUCCACACCAAUGAUGAUGCUCCCCUAGUACUUGAUUCUAAUUUUGAGAUAUUCCCAGUGGAGGAACGUUAUGAAACUCGUGUGGAGAAUAACAAAGUUGUUCCCAUAAAAACACUGACAAUUAAGAACCACUCUAUUGAAAGUGUCUUGGAAUUUGAAUAGACAUUGAGCCAUUGUGAGACUAACCGGGAAGACAAGGACAAGAACAAGAUUAAUACUAUAUCUUAAGCAAGUAUAUUAAGGUAACCUUCUUAGGGAUGUACCAGCUUUUUCAUCAGUAUUAAUU
Messenger RNA from Trichoplusia ni (cabbage looper), 1097 nucleotides. Its product is annotated as mitotic spindle assembly checkpoint protein MAD2B-like. Gene Ontology annotation, cellular component: zeta DNA polymerase complex. Bases 392 to 973 code for a protein of 193 amino acids. The record is from RefSeq and is a predicted model, not a curated record. NCBI's taxonomy places the organism in Eukaryota, Metazoa, Arthropoda, Insecta, Lepidoptera, Noctuidae. The transcript has a single exon.